Fomitiporia mediterranea MF3/22 is the source of this 576-nucleotide messenger RNA. RefSeq lists its product as uncharacterized. The transcript is spliced from 6 exons. The coding region runs from base 1 to 576 and encodes 191 amino acids. The record is from RefSeq and is a predicted model, not a curated record. NCBI's taxonomy places the organism in Eukaryota, Fungi, Basidiomycota, Agaricomycetes, Hymenochaetales, Hymenochaetaceae.
AUGCCGGAGGAUGCAAAGGUCGAUGCCCUGAGGCGAGAUAUAUAUGACCAGCCGGCCUACAAAGAUGACUUGGAGCACAAGAAGCUACCUUUAUACAAGCCUGGCGAUCUGAAUAUUGAGCCAUCAGGGACACUUCAUGAACGUGCCCUUAAUUGGCUACAUGAUCCAAGGUGUCAGCUGAUGCAGCCUGAGAUGAUAGAUGUCAUUGCUCUAGCUGAAUCAAGGGUCGUUCCUGCUAAACGAUCGCAUGCUAGUGUAGAAGAAUCCUCUGAGGCAGGCGACAGGUCCAUUAGAAAGCUUGGGGUAAAGGAAGAGGAUGCUGAGUCUGGACUGUUAUUCAAUAUACAUAACUAUCUCUGGGGUCGAAAAGAUCUAUUGUCGACGAUUCGUGAAGAGACGAACAAAAAGAUGCCGGAUGAGGGAUCGGUUGAGGACGAGGACGAGGGAUCAGUGCUGGAUGAGGGAUCAGACCCAUUCGCACCGCACUUUAUGAUCCAAGACGAGUACAAAGCGCUUGGAAAUUCGUCGCAGGACAUAAGGGUGGUUAUGUACUGGUUAUUGGCCAACCAGGCAUAG